Messenger RNA from Closterium sp. Naga37s-1, 1761 nucleotides. NCBI's taxonomy places the organism in Eukaryota, Viridiplantae, Streptophyta, Zygnematophyceae, Desmidiales, Closteriaceae. The record is from the annotation of a GenBank genome assembly.
AUGCUAAUGUUGCUUUGUUUGUCUGAUUUAGCAGAGCAGGAGGAGCGCAGGAGCAGAGGGGAAACGCAGGAGCAGAGGAGCGGCAAAGCGGAGGAGGAGGAGCGGAGGAGGAGGAGCGGAGGAGGAGGAGCGGAGGAGGAGCGGAGGAGGAGGAGCGGAGGAGGAGCGGAGGAGGAGGAGCGGAGGAGGAGGAGCGGAGGAGGAGCGGAGGAUGAGCGGAGGAGGAGGAGCGGAGGAGGAGGAGCGGAGGAGGAGGAGCGGAGGAGGAGGAGCGGAGGAGGAGCGGAGGAGGAGGAGCAGAGGAGGAGGAGCGGAGAAGGAGCGGAGGAUGAGCGGAGGAGGAGGAGCGGAGGAGGAGCAGAGGAGGAGGAGUGGAGGAGGAGGAGCGGAGGAGGAGGAGCGGAGGAGGAGGAGUGGAGGAGGAGGAGCGGAGGAGGAGGAGCGGAGGAGGAGGAGCGGAGGAGGAGCGGAGGACGAGGAGCGGAGGAGGAGGAGCGGAGGAGGAGGAGCGGAGGAGGAGGAGCGGAGGAGGAGCGGAGGAGGAGGAGCGGAGGAGGAGGAGCGGAGGAGGAGGAGUGGAGGAGGAGGAGUGGAGGAGGAGCGGAGGAGGAGCGAAGGAGGAGCGGAGGAGGAGCGGAGGAGGAGCGGAGGAUGAGCGGAGGAGGAGCGGAGGAGGAGGAGCGGAGGAGGAGGAGCGGAGGAGGAGGAGCGGAGGAGGAGGAGCGGAGGAGGAGCAGAGGAGGAGGAGCGGAGGAGGAGGAGCGGAGGAGGAGGAGCGGAGGAGGAGCGGAGGAGGAGCGGAGGAGGAGGAGCGGAGGAGGAGGAGCGGAGGAGGAGGAGCGGAGGCGGAGGAGGAGGAGCGGAGGAGGAGGAGCGGAGGAGGAGGAGCGGAGGAGGAGGAGCAGAGGAGGAGGAGCGGAGGAGGAGCAGAGGAGGAGGAGCGGAGGAGUAGGAGCGGAGGAGGAGCGGAGGAGGAGGAGCCGAGGAGGAGCGGAGGAGGAGGAGUGGAGGAGGAGGAGCGGAGGAGGAGCGGAGGAGGAGGAGCGGAGGAGGAGGAGCGGAGGAGGAGCGGAGGAGGAGCGAAGGAGGAGCGGAGGAGGAGCGGAGGGGGAGGAGCGGAGGAGGAGCGGAGGAGGAGCGGAGGAGGAGCGGAGGAGGAGCAGCGGAGGAGGAGGAGCGGAGGAGGAGGAGCGGAGGAGGAGGAGCGGAGGAGGAGGAGCGGAGGAGGAGCGGAGGAUGAGCGGAGGAGGAGGAGGAGCGGAGGAGCGGAGGAGGAGUGGAGGAGGAGGAGCGGAGGAGGAGGAGCAGAGGAGGAGCGGAGGAGGAGCGGAGGAGGAGCGGAGGAGGAGCGGAGGAGGAGCGGAGGAGCGGAGGAGGAGCGGAGGAGGAGCGGAGGAGGAGAGGAGGAGCAGAGGAGGUGCAGAGGAGGAGGAGAGGAGGAGGGGAGGAGGAGCAGAGAAGCAGCGGAGGGAGGAGGCUAAGGAGGAUUCUCUGCCGUUCCCACUGCCAGUGAGUAUCCAUUUCCUGCUCUCAAUGUCUUGUUCUUUUGGAUGGAUGGUCGGAAAUGAGAUGGAGCAGAGGAGAUGGGGCAGACGGGAUGGGAGUAGCUGUGGAGUGAAGGAGCAGAGGAGGAAGGAGCGAAGGAGCUGCGGAACAGAGGAGCAGGGAGCAAGGAGUGAGGGAGUGAAGGAGAAGAGGAGGCGAAGGAGCGAGGAGCAGAGGAGCAGAGGAACGCCCUCUUCCCAUUCCGCCCUGAGCUGA